Molecule: messenger RNA, 224 nt
Organism: Prorocentrum cordatum
Lineage: Eukaryota; Dinophyceae; Prorocentrales; Prorocentraceae
Source: the annotation of a GenBank genome assembly
GCCGCAGCAGAAGCCGCGGCGGCCGGGGCCGCAGCGGCAGCGGCAGCAGGAGCCCCAGCAGGAGCCGGCGCAGGAAGCGGCGACGGAGGAAGCGCCGCCGAAGCGGCAGCGGGAAGCGCCGCCGCGGCCGCCGGCGCGAGCGGAGAGGCAGGCGGAGGAGGAAGCGCUCACGCUCUCGCUCGCGCAGCUCGGGCUCCCGCUCCGGCAGCUCCACUGGCUCCGUG